CAAUUCUUAGCGGUACAAAGCAAGUGAAACGAAUACAAGAUGGGACAAGGAGCUUCAGGUCUUCCAGGUGGCGACAGAAAGAAGAAGGACAAAUCAAAGAAACCGAAAUAUGAGCCGCCAGUAAAGACGAGAAUUGGUCGUAAGAAACGGAAAGGCGGCCCAUCUACUGCGGAGAAACUGCCUGACGUGUUCCCACGUAACAGAUCGAACUUGAAGUUGUUGAAGACGCAGAGAAUCCACGAUCAUUUGCUAAUCGAACAAGAGUACGUUAGCUCUAUGGAGAAUUUAAAGCCGUUUGAGAAGAAACAGAAUGAGGAGCGUGAGAAAGUUGAAGAGAUUAGAGGCACACCAUUAACUGUGGGUACUUUGGAGGAGAUUAUCGACGAUGACCAUGCCAUUGUCAGUUCCACAUCUGGUCCAGAGUACUACGUCACAAUCAUGUCAUUUGUCGACAAGGAGCUCUUAGAACCAGGGUGUUCAGUUCUUUUGCACAACAAGACAGUGGCUAUUGUGGGUGUUCUCGAGGACGAUGCCGAUCCGCUUGUAAACGUUAUGAAAGUUGCCGUUGCGCCAACGGAGACGUAUUCGGACAUUGGUGGUUUAGAGUCGCAGAUCAAAGAAGUUAAAGAGGCUGUUGAGUUACCCUUGACACAUCCAGAGCUGUACAGUGAAAUGGGUAUCCAGCCACCAAAGGGUGUCAUUCUUUACGGUGCCCCAGGUACCGGUAAGACUCUUUUGGCCAAAGCCGUUGCCAAUUCCACAUCUGCCACUUUCAUCAGAAUGGUUGGCUCCGAACUGAUCCAGAAAUAUGCCGGUGAAGGUCCUAAGUUGGUGAGAUCCUUGUUCAAGCUCGCCGCUGAUAAUGCGCCAUCGAUAGUCUUCAUCGAUGAGAUCGAUGCCGUCGGUACAAAGAGAUACGACUCGCAGUCGUCCGGUGAGAAGGAGAUCCAGCGUACCAUGUUGGAGCUGCUGAACCAACUGGACGGGUUCGACGACCGUGGUGACAUCAAAGUCAUCAUGGCAACCAACGCCAUCGAGUCCCUAGACCCGGCCCUGAUCAGACCUGGGCGUAUCGAUAGAAAGAUCCACUUCCCACCCCCAGACUCGGAGAAUCUGAAGAAGAUCUUUGAGAUCCACACCAGGAAGAUGACCCUCUCCGGCGACAUCGACGUGGACAACAUCAUCAGCGCAAAGGAUGAGCUCUCCGGUGCAGAGGUGAAGGCCAUCACCACAGAGGCCGGCCUCAUUGCCUUGAGGGAGAGAAGAAUGCAGGUGACGAACGCGGACUUCAUCAAGGCCAAGGAAAACGUCAUGAAGACAAAGGUGGACGAAUCGCUCGAGGGUCUUUACUUGUAGUAAUAGAUGCGAUGUCGGCUAAUGCUCUGUUUGUAUUGUAUUGUAACUGUACUUUGCCGGUAGGUCGGUACCUGCUGCCCAGGCCUAAGGACACCGCCCAGGCCUAAGGACACCGCCCAGGCCUAAAACACCGCGACAGCUCGAGCCUCCUCUGCCUACUGCGUACACCGCACCGUCUCCCGCGCUCAGCGUAGCGUUCCCCCC
Messenger RNA from Williopsis jadinii, 1560 nucleotides. RefSeq names its product proteasome regulatory particle base subunit RPT2 (gene RPT2). The record is from RefSeq and is a predicted model, not a curated record. Bases 40 to 1356 code for a protein of 438 amino acids. The transcript is spliced from 2 exons. Gene Ontology annotation, molecular function: ATP binding; ATP hydrolysis activity; proteasome-activating activity. Gene Ontology annotation, cellular component: proteasome regulatory particle, base subcomplex. Gene Ontology annotation, biological process: proteasome-mediated ubiquitin-dependent protein catabolic process. NCBI's taxonomy places the organism in Eukaryota, Fungi, Ascomycota, Saccharomycetes, Phaffomycetales, Wickerhamomycetaceae.